Molecule: messenger RNA, 1824 nt
Organism: Zingiber officinale
Lineage: Eukaryota; Viridiplantae; Streptophyta; Magnoliopsida; Zingiberales; Zingiberaceae
Product: G-type lectin S-receptor-like serine/threonine-protein kinase At4g27290
Exons: 6
Coding region: 1-1824 (607 amino acids)
Biological process (GO): recognition of pollen
Source: RefSeq, a predicted model, not a curated record
AUGGCGCGCAUGGAGUUUCUCGUCGCCGUCUUAACUCUGUUCCUCAUUGUUACUCUCUCAGCUGCAGUCGACACACUAACUCCUCAACAACCUCUCCUCGACGACGACGACGACGGCGGCGCCUUCGACUUGAUCUCCGCAGGCGGAAAGUUCCAGCUAGGCUUCUUCAGCCCCUCCAGCUCCAUCAAUCGGUACGUUGGCAUAUGGUUCCACAACAUCUCCGUCCAAUCCGUCGUGUGGGUAGCCAACCGCGACCAUCCCAUCGCCAGCCGAGCCUGCCGGCUCUCGCUCACCCCCAACGGAACGCUUGUCAUCUCCGACGACGAGUCGACCAUCUAUUGGUCCUCCGCGAACUUAUUCACAGUUGGCCGUCCGGUGGCGCAGCUCCUGGACGACGCGAACUUCAUCGUCCGAGAGGCCGGCAGCUACGAUCCCACCGUCGAUCCCAACAGCUACUCGGCGUGGCAAAGCUUCGAUUUUCUGACGGACACCCUGCUUCCAGGGAUGAAGCUUGGGUGGAACCUUACUAGCCGGCUUGAUCGGAAGCUGACGUUGUCAGUGAGCAAUGACGACCCGACGACUGGGAACUACACGCUUGGCGUCGAGUUGGAGGGAGACACGCAGGAAUUCUUGCGGCAGGGGACUAAGGCUCAGUGGCGGUCGGGGCCGUGGAACGGCCUCUACUUCAGCGGCGUGCCUCGGAGUCUGACGGAGAGCUUCGUGGGUUACUAUAUGCUGGUAAUCUCCGAAGAAGUGGCGCACUCGUACUUCCUCCACAACCCGUCAGUGAUCAUGAGGGAGGUUCUGACGCCCUCAGGGUUGAUGAGCGGCGAGGUGUGGAGUGAGUCGGCCCAGUCAUGGAUCGUGCAGUCGUACAUGCCGAUGGAUCGCUGCGACAGAGUGCCCCCCUGCGGACCCAACGCCGUGUGCUACCCCAACACGUGGCCGCAGUGCAAAUGCCUGCCGAGGUUCCACCCCAAGAACUCCAUCAAUUGGGAGGUCAUCCAGGACACCUCCGGCGGCUGCGUGCGCACCACGGCGUUGGAUUGCAGUAACAGCACCGAUGGGAUCUUCAGGAAAAACAGCGUGAAGUUGCCGGACACGUCGUCGUCGUCGGUGAACCGGAGCAUGAGUCUGGAAGAGUGCCAGACCUGGUGCUUGAUGAAUUGCUCCUGCACAAGCUACGCCGCUUCCAACAUCAGCAGCGGCGGCACCGGCCGUGGCCGUGGCUGCAUCAUUUGGACAUCCGACCUGGUUGAGAUAUUAUACUUCGACGACACCUCGUAUCAAGACCUCUACGUCAGGCUAGCGGCCACCGACCUGGCUGCAGCCACGGAAUCCAACGGUCACAACGGUCGAAGUCGAGCGAGUGUGAUCCUCCUCGCCGUCUCUUUCGUGUCAACUUUUCUCCUGGCUGGUGUUGCUGAGAGCGACGCCGAUGAAGCAUCACAAGCGACAGGUGAAGACUUCGAUCUGCCAUUAUUUGACUUAUCUACAAUCGCAGAGGCCACUGCCAACUUUUCAGUUGGUAACAAGCUUGGAGAGGGUGGAUUUGGUCCGGUUUACAUGGGGAGGCCAAGGAAGGGACAAGAAAUAGCUGUGAAAAGACUAUCAAAGACAUCUACACAAGGUGCUCUAGAGUUUAAGAAUGAGCGACUCUGCGAGACCGCGACGGCGUCACAGCGAGGCUGCGCCUUUGCCACUUUUCUACACGGCUGCACUAGCACCUCCGACACGCUGCACUUAAAGGUUUUGAGCUUAUGGUGCGGAGAUUUGCGAGCUGUGGUGGUUGCGGGUUGUCAUCUACUCAUCUUUUUCAUCUAG